Messenger RNA from Meloidogyne enterolobii, 534 nucleotides. NCBI's taxonomy places the organism in Eukaryota, Metazoa, Nematoda, Chromadorea, Rhabditida, Meloidogynidae. The record is from the annotation of a GenBank genome assembly.
AUUUCAGGAUUAAGUUUACUUCGGCAAAUGGCUACAUUAGAUUAUUAUGAUCCUUCUUGGGGAGUUAAUGCUUACUACAGCAGAGAAAACAAUGCCUUAGUUACACUCAAUGCUUAUUUACAGCCACCUAUAUUUAACCAUGAUUUUCCAGCAGCAUUUAAUUAUGCAGGAAUUGGAGUAACUCUUGGACAUGAACUAACUCAUGCUUUCGAUGCUUGGGGAUCUUAUUACGACGCAGAGGGAAAGUACAACAAUGAUUGGUUGCUACCAGAUAUACGGCGUAAAUUUCAAGAACGAAAGCAAUGCUUUGUGAAACAAUAUGGAAAUAUUAAAGUACAAGUUGAUGGAACACUUUUAUCAAUAAAUGGCUCAUUGACAGCUAAUGAAAAUAUUGCUGACAACGGUGGACUUAUUGCAGCAUUUAAUGCUUUUCAACUGCUUAGACAAAAAGUUAAUUAUCCCAAGCAUGUAUUUAAUGGUUUAAGACAAUAUAAUGACGAACAACUUUUCUUCAUUCACUAUGCUUAUGUAUGA